Messenger RNA from Entamoeba dispar SAW760, 3402 nucleotides. Its product is annotated as transcription initiation factor tfiid, putative. The coding region runs from base 1 to 3402 and encodes 1133 amino acids. Gene Ontology annotation, biological process: RNA polymerase II preinitiation complex assembly; transcription by RNA polymerase II. The record is from RefSeq and is a predicted model, not a curated record. Gene Ontology annotation, molecular function: histone acetyltransferase activity; RNA polymerase II general transcription initiation factor binding; TBP-class protein binding. Gene Ontology annotation, cellular component: transcription factor TFIID complex. The transcript has a single exon. NCBI's taxonomy places the organism in Eukaryota, Evosea, Mastigamoebida, Endamoebidae.
AUGAUUCAUACAACACUAGGUAUAAUUCCUAAAUCUCCUAAUAUAGCUAACGAGUUCUAUUCAACUGAACCGACCACAAAUGAGAAUCAACACCAUAAAAAGAAUUACUAUGAACAACAUCCUUUUUAUGCAUUUUUUUAUUCUGAAGAAAAAGAACAACCAGAAGAAGAAGUUGAAGAAAGCAAUUCAGUAAACGAAGUCAUUGAAAAUGAUGACGUUGUUAAACAAAUUGAUGCUAACGUUAUUCAUAUUGAAAACACAAAUGUCAUUUUAGAUGAAUGGGAAAAUGCUAUUCAAUGGGAUGUCCCAGUUAAAAUAACAGCAAAAGAAAUGAUUGAGCCAACAAUUCAAAAAUCAAUUUGGAGAAUAGUUGAUCCUGUUUCAGAACCUGUUGUUCAAACACAUAAAAAAUCAACUGGAGAGUGGUCAUUAUUUACAUUAGAAAAUGAACUACUUCAAACUGACUGUUGGGAGACAGACAUUUUAUGGGAUGAAACUGAAGUAGAAAAGAGGAAACCAAUACCAUUAUAUUUAGAUUUAAAUGAUACUGGUCUUUUAUUGAAUGAGGCUGUAGUUCCAUUAAAGAAGGAAGUUAAAGUAGAAGAAGUUCCUAAUGAUACUCCUAUUGGUGUUGUUGAACCAAAAGUUCAAUCCAGUGCUCCUGUAGAAGAGAAAAAAGUAACUCUUGUUCUUCCAUCAUUUGAUGGAUCAACAAGGCCUGGACUAGCAAAAUUAGAACCAUUACCAGGAUUUUCAGAUAGUAUUAAAGAAAAAAUACCACCAAUAGAAUUUGAAAGUAAUAAAGAAGAGAAUAACAAAGAAGAAAAUGGAGAUAAAAAUAUGAAAGAAGGUGGUGAUACUGAAAAUAAAAAAGAAAAGAAAGAUGAAAAAGAAGAAAAGAAAAAAGAAAGAAAAAUAUGGAAAAUUGCUGAUGAUAGACUUGAGGAAGAUUUAUCUAAUGAUAGAUAUUAUUUUAUGGGAAAAACAGGAUACACACAAAAAAAAUUUAUUAUUUAUCACUCUAUUCCUGCACAAAGAUUAGAAACAUUCCAAACUCAUUUAACUAUGCCUGAUCUUCAAAAUUUUCAUCGACCAUUACUUCCAGCUAGAGAUGCUGAAAAAAUGCAUAUUAAAGGAGUUUCAGUUAAAUUACAACAAAAAAGAUUUAAUGUAAAUAAUACUUAUGUACCACAAAAUAUGAAAGAAUUGUCAUCAAAAGAUGGUAAAAUUCAUUUAAUAGAAUAUAUAGAAGAAUUUCCACCAUUAUUAUCACAAGUUGGAAUGGGAGCAAGAAUUCGUAAUUAUUGUAGAAGAGAUGAUGAAGCUGUUGUUCCUGAAAAAUAUCAUACUGGUGAAAUGGUUAUUGUUGAACGUGGAGAAGAAUCACCAUUUUUAGGAAAAGUAAAAGCAGGACAACCUAUUCAAUCAUUAGAUAAUAAAAUGACAAAAACACCUAUUCAUGAAACUAAAAUACCAGAAACAGAUUUCUUAUUAAUUCGAUCAGAAGAUGGGAGUGGGUGGACAGUGAGAGAAAUUGAUCAUUUAUUUGUUGCUGGACAACAACAACCACAAAAAGAUACUGAAAUACCAGUUCCAGGAUCUAAAACUGAAACAACAUUUAAUAAAGAAAGAUUAGAAACAGCUAUUUAUUUACAAUUUCAUAGUAAUCCAACUGUGAGAGUUACAGAUUUUGUUGAUGCUUUUCCAAAUCAAACAGAAACUACUGUUAGAAAAAUUCUUAGAAAAUGUGCAAAGUUUAAUAGAAAAGGAAAUGAUAGUGGAGGAAGUUGGGAACUCAAUCCAACAUUUGACCUUCCAACAGAAGAUGAUUUAUUUGCUAAAGUAACACCAGAAAGAGUUUGUUGUUAUGAAGCAAUGAUGGCAGGUAAAAUGAGAUUACAGGAUAAAGAUAUUGAAGUAUUUAAAUAUAAUCAAUUGAUAUCAGCUAAACAAGGAUUUGAUCCAGACUUAAAAAAGAAGGUUGAGCCAUUGAUCGAAGAAGUAAGAAGAGCUCCAUGGACGUCAAUGAGUGUAUUAGCUAAAGAAGUUAAAGGAACACUUCAAACAGACUAUACUGUUAAAGAUACAGAUCCAAGACAUUUAAUUGAAUAUUAUAGAAGAUACAUUCCUAAACAAGUUGGAACAUCUAAACUAAAUAUGGAAAUUAAAGACAAAUACGGUGACCUUAGAAAACUUACACUUCAACAAUUGAGGAAUGCUUUAAAAGAUUGUGGUAUGAAUGAUGAAAAAGAACUUUCUAAAACAAGAUGGGAUUUAGUUAGUUUGUUACAAAAAGAAGUUGCUAAAAGUAUUGGAGUAAAUACUGAUACUGGAGGAGGAAAUAGACCAAUAACUAAUUCAGCUUCUGUUGUGAAAAAACAAAAAAAAAUUAAAGAAAUAUUUGCAGAACAAAUUGCAUUUAUUACUGAUGAUACUAUUGCUGAAGAAGAAGAGGAUGAGGAUGAAGACGAACAAAUGAAUAAAGAAAUAUUUGAAGACUAUUUAAAAACAAAAAGAAAAGUUACAACAUAUACUAAACCAAAGAAAGAUGCUCUUCAAUCAAGAUCUUCUCGAUCAGCACUUACUUUUUAUCAACAUAAAAUCGUUGAUCCAUCAAGAGAAGCUAGCAAACAAAAACUUAGAAAACAAACAAGAAAAAUUAGAGAAAGAAUAAGAAGAAUGAAGAAAAAGGAAAAAGAAAAAGAAAAAAAUGAAUUAGAAAAGAAAAAAGAAGAAGAGUUAAAGAAAACAGUUGAAACAAAAGAAUUUGAAAUUGGAAAAGAAAAUGAAGUAAUUACAAAGAAUGUCACAAUCAUACCAAUGGAAGAAGAACUUCCACCUGAAGAAAAAAAAGUGAUAAGAAAAAAAGAAAAAAAAGAAAUAGUUACACCUAUAGAAGAAGUACUGGUACCUCCUAAAAAAGAAAAAAGAAUAAGAAGAGAAAAGAAACAAGAAGAAGUUUUAAAAGAGAUUGAAGGAGCUGGAGGAGUAUUAGAUGUAUUAGGAAAUGAAAAUGGAAUAUUGCCAGUCACUGUUUCAGUUGUUGAUGUUACAGAAGAACAAAGUCUUGAAUUAAAAAAAUUACUUGAAGGAUGUUUAAGUUGUCUUAAAAAGAAUAAACUAUUUGCAUCUUUCAUUUCUGCUGUUAAUGUUGAAGUUAUUACUGAUUAUAUCAAUAUCAUAAAACAUCCUAUUGAUUUAAAUUAUAUUGGAAAGAAAAUUAGAAAAGGAGAAUAUCACAAUAUCAAAGAAUUUAUGAAAGAUAUUGAAUUGUUAGUAAAUAAUUGUUAUAAGUACAAUAGUAGAGGAACAUUUAAAUGUCCAAUACUAAUACCAAGUGCAGAUUUAUUGUACGAAUACACUGUUGCAUAUUUUGCAAAAAAUAGUAAGAGUUGUAUGUAA